AUGUUGUUGCGCUUUCGUGGCCCCGACGGCAUGAUCCGUCAGGAGGCCAGUAAAGACGACACCUUUGGCGACAUUAUGCUCAAGCUGCUGCCACAGCUUCCAUCUACUGUCGAUCCUCGAACUAUCACGGUCUCCAACAGCCCCGGAAGCCGUGGUGACAGGAAGAAGGUAGCUGAGGUGGCGAAUGUCCUCAUCAGCCAGAUAGGACUUAGUCACGGUGACAUGGUCUUUCUCGAAUACAAGCACAAAGAGGACGGCGCAAAUGGCGACUCCAACGACGACUCGAACACGUCCCAGACGAUCACAUCCUCCACCAAUCGACUGAACGGUAAGCCCGUGCUCGCGGUCGAAGACCGGCCGAUCGACCCGUCCGGCUCCAGCUCAGCAUCGACAGCCCUGACGGCUGCGCACAUACGGAACGCGUGGGAGGCAGUGAAACAAUCGAAUCUGGACGACAAGCUGGACAAGAAGGACGGCAAGAUCACGCGGAAGCGGGACGCAAAGAUGUGCCGGCACGGGCCCAAGGGCAUGUGCGACUACUGCCAGCCGCUCGACCCCUACGACGCGACGUAUCUGGCCGAGCACAAGAUCAAGUACCUCUCGUUUCACUCGUAUCUGCGCAAGGUCAACUCGGACAAGAACCGGCCGGAGCUGGGGGCAUCGUUCAUCCCGCCGCUGGUGGAGCCGUUCCACCGGGUGCGGCCGGACUGUCCGUCGGGGCACCCGCUGUGGCCCGAGGGCAUCUGCAGCAAGUGCCAGCCCAGCGCGAUCUCGCUGCAGCCACAGACGUUCCGGAUGGUGGACCACGUGGAGUUUGCGUCGCCGACAAUCGUGGACACGUUUAUCAAUGCGUGGCGCAAGAGCGGAUCGCAGCGCUUCGGCUACCUGUAUGGGCGCCUGGACGAGUACGACGAGGUGCCGCUGGGUGUCAAGGCGGUGGUGGAGGCCAUUUACGAGCCGCCGCAGACGGACGAGCUGGACGGACUGACGCUAGACGCGUGGAGCCAGGAGCAGGCGGUCGACGGGGUGGCGCGGCUGUGCGGACUCGAGAAGCUGGGGGUGGUGUGGACAGACCUGACAGACGCGGGGGCCGGCGACGGGACGGUGGUGUGCAAGCGGCACGCCGAUUCCUACUACCUCUCCUCGCUCGAGGUCGUCUUUGCGGCGCGGCUGCAGGCCCAGCACCCCAAGGCGAGCCGGUGGAGCGACACGGGUCGGUUUGGGUCGGACUUUGUCACCUGCUUGAUCUCGGGCAACGAGGCGGGCGAGAUUGGGAUCGCAGCCUACCAGAUGUCCAACGAGGCGGUGGAGAUGGUGCGUGCCGACAUUGUGGAGCCAUCGGCCGAGCCGGAGACGAUGCUGGUGCGCGCCGAGGAGGAGGACGACGGGGCAAGCAGCCGGACGCGCUACAUUCCCGAGGUCUUUUACCGCCAUAUCAACGAGUACGGUGCCAACGUGCAGGAGAACGCGAAGCCAGCCUUCCCGGUUGAGUACCUCUUUGUCACGCUGACGCACGGCUUCCCGGACCAGGCGCGGCCGCUGUUCACCGACAACCUCGCCGGCUUCCCGAUCGAGAACCGAGAGCACAUUGGCGAGAGCCAGGAGCACACGGCCGUGGCUCGCACGCUCAAGGCUACGUCCGGUGGCCAGACGACCGACGGCGACCUGAGCGUGUCCAACUUUCACCUGCUGUGCGCGCUGCACCAGAUGGAAGUUCUGUCCAAGGACGAAGAAUCACUACUCUGCCGCGUGGCAACGCAACACGACCUGGCCGACAAGUUUCAGCUGCAGGCCACACCCGGCUGGCAGACCUUGAUGAUGAUUCUGCAAUCUGCCGGCCGUGAUUCCGGGUCAGGCGAACCACUUGCUAAAAGAUUUGCUGCCGUUAGGCUGAAUGCGCGAAGUCUGCGGCCAGACUCGCCCUCCCAACGACCGACGGACGGCGACUGA
This is a messenger RNA of Grosmannia clavigera kw1407, 1950 nucleotides long. Its product is annotated as endoplasmic reticulum and nuclear membrane proteinc. The coding region runs from base 1 to 1950 and encodes 649 amino acids. Gene Ontology annotation, molecular function: ubiquitin protein ligase binding; ubiquitin binding. Gene Ontology annotation, biological process: ubiquitin-dependent protein catabolic process. Lineage: Eukaryota; Fungi; Ascomycota; Sordariomycetes; Ophiostomatales; Ophiostomataceae. The record is from RefSeq and is a predicted model, not a curated record. Gene Ontology annotation, cellular component: nucleus. The transcript is spliced from 5 exons.